Messenger RNA from Acanthosepion pharaonis, 738 nucleotides. Lineage: Eukaryota; Metazoa; Mollusca; Cephalopoda; Sepiida; Sepiidae. The record is from the annotation of a GenBank genome assembly.
AUGUUUUUGGCACAAGUGGAGAGUAUAGUCCUCUUCUUUCUUUUCUGUUUAUUUUUAUCAUCCGUUUUUUUUUCUCAUUCUUUCCUUUUUUCUCAUUUAUCUUUCUUCUUUUUUUCUUCUUUUCCUUUUUUUUUUAAUGAUAUUCAUUAUCUUUUCUACUUUUUACUUUUUCUUUUUUAUACUUUCUUUUUUUUUGUUUUCAUUUACUGGUUCUUUUUCUACUUUUUUCUUUUGUUUUUUUUAUUUUUCUUUACUGUUCUUCUAUUUUCUUGUUCUUCCUUUUUUUUCCUUUCUUUCUUUUCUUUCAUCAUUUUUGUUUUUCUCGUCUUGUUCAUUUUCCUACUUUUUAUUUCCUUUUCUACAUUUUCUUCAUCGUUGUUCUUUUUUUUCAUUUUUUCUUUUUUUUUCUACCUUUUUUUCUUCUUUUCCUUCCUCGCUUUUCUUUUUCUCUUCCUUUUUCUAAUGUCUUUCUCCCUUUUUCUUCUUUUUCUUUAUUAUUCCUCUUUUUUUUUUUCAUUCUUUCACUUUUUUCCACCUUUGUUGUUUUUCAUCAUUUCUUCAUCGAUCUUCUUUUUUUCAUUCUUUUCCUUACUUUUUUCUUCAUCUUCUUUUUUUCUACUUUUCUUUAUCAUUCUUUUCCGUUUGUUUUUUCUUUAUUCUCUUUAUUCUCUUAUUCAUUUAUCCUUUUAUUCUCUUUAUUCUCUUAUUCUUUUAUUCUCUUUAGCAGCCAUAGCCUGA